AUGAAGACAGUGACAAUGCUUUUGUGUCUUAUCACGAUGCUCUUAAUAGACUCCGCAUAUUCCAACACGGUGAUGCGUCUCGACAUGGCGCACCGCGACACACUCUCACCGAAGCCUACACCUUUCCAUCGCAUUGAAGACAUUAUGGGCAUGGACCAGAAGCGUCACGGCCUCAUUUCUCAGAAAAUAAAAACAAAGAAAGGUGGAGCGAGAAUGUCUCUGGGAUCAGGUUUCGACUUCGGGGAAGCGCAGUAUUUCUCGGAGAUUACGGUCGGAACGCCGGCAAAGAAGUUCAAGGUGGUGGUGGACACAGGGAGCGAGCUGACAUGGGUGAACUGUAGGUUCCAUGGGAAAGGAAAGGAGAAGCGUGAAGUCUUUAGAGCAGAGGAGUCAUCGAGUUUUAGAAAAGUUGGAUGCAUGACAAAGACUUGUAAGGUUGAUUUGAUCAACCUCUUCUCCCUCACCACUUGCCCUACCCCUCAAAGUCCAUGCUCUUAUGAUUACAGAUACGCAGAUGGGUCAACAGCACAAGGUGUAUUCGGUAUGGAUACAUUCACAGUUGGCCUCACCAAUGGUAGGGUAGCUAGUAUCCCUGGCGUACUCAUUGGCUGCUCCACAACCGGUACCAGCUUCCAUGGAGCCGACGGUAUCCUUGGCUUAGCCCUUAGCGAUUACUCCUUCACUUCAAAAGCCACUAACAUCUUCGGAGGCAAAUUCUCAUACUGCCUCGUUGACCAUACCUCCAACAAAAACAUCUCCAACUAUCUCAUCUUCGGCUCCACCCCCUCGUCUACCACCAAAGCCCCCGCAAGAAGAACCGCUCGGCUUGAUCUCAAUCUCCUUCCUUCCCUCUACGCCAUCAACAUAGUUGGAAUCUCCAUCGGAGAUACCAUGCUAAACAUCCCUCCCAUAGUGUGGGACGUAAAAAGAAGUGGUGGAACCAUCUUGGACUCAGGAACUAGCCUCACGUUAUUAGCUGACGCAGCGUACAAGGCCGUGGUUUCAGGGCUAGAGCGUUACCUUGUUGGUGUAAAAAGAGUCAAACCAGAAGAUGUACCAAUAGAGUAUUGUUAUGAUACGAGCAAGUUCGACGACAGAAAGCUGCCGCAGCUGUCGUUUCAUUUCAAGGGUGGUGCUCGUUUCUCGCCUUUUCGUAAAAGCUACCUAAUAGAUGCUGCUCCAGGAAUCAGGUGUCUAGGGUUCGUGUCGGCCGGGGCUCCGGCUACUAAUAUCAUCGGGAAUAUAAUGCAACAGAAUCAUUUGUGGGAGUUUGAUCUUGCGGCCUCGACCUUGUCAUUUGCUCCUUCUACAUGCCUUUAGAUACCCAUUUAUAUUGGUGUUUUAAUACUAGACAAUAUUAGAAAAAUUGUUAGUGAAAGAAUAAGAAAUGUUAUCAAAACUUAUUAAGGC
Messenger RNA from Eruca vesicaria subsp. sativa (arugula), 1410 nucleotides. The record is from the annotation of a GenBank genome assembly. NCBI's taxonomy places the organism in Eukaryota, Viridiplantae, Streptophyta, Magnoliopsida, Brassicales, Brassicaceae.